Molecule: messenger RNA, 853 nt
Organism: Panicum hallii
Lineage: Eukaryota; Viridiplantae; Streptophyta; Magnoliopsida; Poales; Poaceae
Exons: 3
Coding region: 200-541 (113 amino acids)
Source: RefSeq, a predicted model, not a curated record
CCGUCGCUCUCCCGUGACCCGCCUUGAUGCGCGCGCAUGCGCGGGCGGCACCGGCCGUGACGCCCGAGCAGCGCGGAAGAAGGCGACGCCCACCGUCGUGGCGGCGCGGAGGAAUGGGACGUGCACUCGCGGGGUUCGCGAGGAGAAGCUGUGGUAGACCACGAGGGUCACAGCACAUGCACGGCGCCUGUUCGAGAGAAUGCCUGAACCAAGGUGUGCCAGUAAGACGGACUGCGAACCCUUGACUGCAGCAAGGAGACAAGGACAUCCACCACCAAUUUUGAACAUCUAUAUCAUUAUUAUCAGAAGUGCCAGGCAGAGGAGUCACAGGUUGCGGUGGGUAAGACAAAGGGCUCAUUCCGCUGGGGGUUGGGCGGGCUGGGGGAUGGCGAUGGAAGGGUUGGCAGCGAAGUCAACCGCCUGCGGCAGGGGGCACGUGUGGCGCCGCCGCUUUCGGCCGCGCCAGCGCUGCGGCGGCCGGCCCCAGAGCUGGGCGCCCCUUGGCGGGGACGAAGCACCGGCGGCGAAAAUCUUCUUGUGAACUCUGCCCUGCGUUAUGGUCUACAAGGUCCGGACAAAGCCGCCGGCGGCGGCGCCGCCGCGGACGCGACGAUCCAUUGGCAGGCAGCAAGUAGCAUGUUGGAUCUGUUGGUGGCUGGCAUGGCAUUGCCGGCUGACUUUUUCUUUUUUAUCUGGUUAGGUGUCUUUCUCUUCAAGCCGUGCUACACUCUGGUACAGUGAAACUAGUACGGGGGCCAUUGACAUUGACACGCGCCACCAUUAUCGCGUCAGGGAAAUGAAAGAGACGCGAUUUUGAUAGAUGCAGACACACCGAUAGCCUGUGGGGCGAUAU